Molecule: messenger RNA, 3597 nt
Organism: Saccostrea cuccullata (small rock oyster)
Lineage: Eukaryota; Metazoa; Mollusca; Bivalvia; Ostreida; Ostreidae
Exons: 19
Coding region: 1-3261 (1086 amino acids)
Cellular component (GO): extracellular matrix
Source: RefSeq, a predicted model, not a curated record
AUGGAAUACAAGGUUCUGUAUCUUUUACUGAUAAUGCUGGCGAAAACAUUUGAGACAGCAUAUGGAACUCACAUCAACUCUUUCUGGUGUCAUCAGUUUACUACAUACGUAAUUGAUGAUGAUAAGACUUGCCUCGACAGAGCAGAUGUCGCUGCAAUUCAUUCUUCAUAUGUCAAUGAUGACCUUAAGUUUGUUUCAACUGAUGGGGAGCCAGUGGCGUUGUCUUUAGAGGCCUGUUCCUGUCGUGGAUCGCUUUACAUAAAAGAUGCAUGUUACACUAUGCCUGGCAUUUAUACACAGAAGUACGUAAAUGUGCACUCAUCAGGCCAGCUUGGAACAUUCAACUGCGGAAGUUUUUAUAUUUAUUCCGUAAGAUACUUGGACUCGUUGAUCAGAAAUGAUGCUGAUUUCUGUUUAGACGUGAAGUCAACUUGUAAGGAACUUAAUACUUCAGAAACAAAUAUAGACCGUAAUUUAAAAACUUGUUCGGAGGUUCAACCCAUCUUAAUGGAAUCAGAGGACGGCAGGCAGUUAGAACCAGUGUUUCUGUGCAUCUUUCCUCCAAUAGAUUCUGACGUAAUUUAUGACAUUUUUUGGUUCAUAAAUGACGAGGAAUUGACGGGGGCGAUAUCUACCGGUGUUUUAUAUACCGAUAUUAACAUGACUGCUCUCAGACCAUCUAACUGGACAAGGAACUACUCACUGAAUUUUGAAGUUACUUGUGCAGUGAAAGCAUUUAAAACAUCAACUUCAACAUUUGGUCCAAUGUACAGAAGUAUAAAGUUUUUUGCAGGAAUCAAGUCAGAUCAAAAUCCAUACUAUGUGAUAGAGGGAGUAACAUCGCAGAUUAAACUCACCAGCACUAUUCCGUUCAGCUGUCCUCUAUCUUUAAGUGAAGAAAUGCGAGAGGCGUUUUGUACGUAUUACUUUUUUGUUUGGACGCCAGCAGAGGACAGCUGUAGGAAUGGUAUGGCUAGUAAUGGGAUAGCCCUGACAAACCAGCCCUGUGGGGUGACGUUUAACUUUAGGGACUGGGGCAACAGAAGUGUUUAUAUCAAUGUAACGGGUUAUGUAGAUGGAAUGAUUAACUACAACGACAGGACAACGUAUCUACACAUAGCGUCGACAAAGAACCCCAUGGAUCCACUGGGAAUAUGGGACAAUUUGAAAGUUGAAAAGAUACAGGUUAAAAUAACCGAUAAAGAUAGAUUUGUGAGUGGUCGACAAUGCAUAUCUUCUAAUGACCCCCACAUGACAACAUUUGAUGGAAUUAACUGGGAAAACCAGAGAACCGGAAUAUUUAUACUGUAUCAACACAAGACAUUACCAUACACGGUACACGUAAUUUAUUCUGCUUGUAUGCCAUGGCGAGCAACAUGCAACUGUGGAGUUGCUGUAAGAAAUGGUUUGAGUUAUUACAUUGUGAGAACUUGUGAAAUGAUUUCCUUCGAAAAUACCAAACUCUUGUCUGUUCCAUUCGAAAAGAAACGUCUCUGUGAAGCAAAAGAUUUGGGAAUAGAAAAAUCGGGGCAAUAUUUUUCUGUUACAUUUCCAAGUGGAACACAGGUCUCGUUCUACAUCUCGUCUUGGAAUAACUUUAUCGGGAGUGUGAGGAUCCGGGCUUCUGUGUCAGACAUUGAUUCGUCUCUAGGUUUGUGUGGAUUAACUAAUGGCGAUACAUCUGAUGACUUCAUCUCAAAAGGCGGCAGCAGCCCCACUGACUCCACCACAUUUGCACUGUCAUGGAGAAUUCCAGUGGAUUCAAACGAAAGCCUUUUUUCGAGUAAUCCUUUAAUUCUUCAAGACACUUCGUGGAUAUAUAAUACAAACAACCCUUUAGUAAGUGGAAAGACUUAUUGCACGUGCGCUCGAAGUGAACCGGUAGACACCUACCAGUUUGUCUUAUCGACUGAGGCUCACUGUAACAUGACUUCGCCAAGUGAGCUGUGUGAGGAAGAGACCUCUCCUUUCAUAGUGAGCUAUUGUCCAAGUCUGUAUGAAGAUGAACGUAGAAAGAGGUCCACUGCUGAUACGGACAAUGUUGCACUGGACAGUGAAUUAACCUAUGAUCCAAAUUAUAAUGAGUCUGCCUUCAUAGAGGUGGCAGGAUGGAUAAAUGGUUGGAACGAAACAGCUGCAAGAAUGUUCUGUUUAAAACAAUUUGCCUUCGACCCCGCAGUAGAUGCAUGCAAAAGACUGGUCAAUAUUAGCACGGAUCUAUUUAUCAAUGAAUGUGUAGCUGACAUAAAGCUCUCUGGAAAUACUUCAUUUAUUGAAGACACUUUGAAUACAGUGAAAGGCGUUUGUCUUUCCGAGGCAACAAGGAAUGAAGCUUUUUACGUCAACCAAACAUCUGAAACCAAUGGAUUGUCCAUCUUUGAAUUUAUUUCUUCGUUUUUAUGUCAUCGUAACUGUUCAGGAAAUGGAGCUUGUGUGAAUGGCACCUGUUCCUGUCAUGAUGGCUAUGUCGGCUCAGACUGCUCUGGGGAGCUUUCUUCUCCCCCAGAAAAAUUUUUCCUCCCCUCUUAUGGAUUAUGUGAUAAAAGGUUUAGAGAAUGCCAUAAAACUAAUAUCAUGGGAUUCUUCCAUGCUGAAAACGUGACAGCGAAAUUUGCAUACUUCAAGGUUAAAGACACUGGUAUUCAAAAUUAUGCGUUUACUAAAACUCAAAGCACAACUUACCAUGAUUUCAACUUGAUCUCCGUACAAAUACCAGACGUGCCUAAUACAAACCGAAGAAAACGUUCAACAGAUGCUGACCAAACUGUUCACGGAUGGAACAUCUCUCUUAGUAAUGAUGGCAACACGUUCAGCAGUCAUGUAACCUUGUUGAUAUUCGAUGGUCUGAUGCACAAAUGUGACAUUCAAAAGCUUGUGUGCCAUUCCUUUAACGAUAUAUCGAGUUCCACGACCAAGAAUGGGACCACAUUACUGGCGAUCAUUGUCGGGGCAGUUACUGGAAUACUUGUUGUUGUCAUAGUAACAGCUGUCAGCAUAAUUGUCGUUAAAAACUCCAAACGAAAAAGUUCUGUUGAUGCCUUUUCCACUAUGCCGAAUAGCCGACUCGGCCCUGGUCGUCAUGGCAACUUUAGAGACCUUUCCAGAUACCAAUCUGAAGAACGUACUCCUAGAGAUACCCACAGCGUCAAUUCAUUCCCUGAAGAAACCUCAAGCACAUGUGAUUCACCAAACAUUAAUGUUUUUUUGAUCCCAGACUCACUUAACGAAUAUAGUAUUCCCCCAAUCAAAACUAACAUGUAAAAACUGAAGUACUACAGAAUUGUCGAUAUAUAUUGUUUGAUCUGGUAAACGCCUUUAUCAUAUUUUUUUCAAAUAGUAAUACAGUGUAAUCAAUCUGCUGUGGCCUCAAAUUUAGUAAUAAAUAUAAAUAUAUAUGGAUUCUAUUUUCUACCUUUAAUGGGAUAUCGUGAUACAUAGUGCUUAACCAUUUAAUUUUUAGUCCUUUAUAUUUAAAUUGAGUAUAGAUACAGUAAAACUGUAUUAAACUUUUUUAAUGAAGUCGAGAAUAUAUUUAGUUAAUGAAAUGCAUUGUAAAUGUUCUAAAAUGUUGAUAUACUUACUUGUUUUUCAAAUUUA